AUGAUACGAGCUACAAAUAUUAGACAAUACAUCUCUCAUAGUUUUCAAACAAGCUCGCGAGGUGCUGCACGACCUCAUCUUUUACGAACAGAGGGCUAUGCUCGCAGCAAGAGUUUAACAAGCUCGGCGCGUUCAAAUGCCAAUGAAACGCCUAUUAAACGGUAUCCUACAUUCCUCGAGGAGAUCCAAAACCUGUUUAAAUGGAUCAAGACACCGUCAGCACAGCAGAAACACGCAAAGAUGUGGGAGGCCGGGCAGGAAAGUGUCGUUUUCCAUGUGCCCAAGCUGCACGUCUUCUACCGACUGAGUGGAUAUUUCCCAAUUGGAAUUGUUGACAAUGUCUGGAAUCAUACGACCAUGGAGAAUCCAAACUACGAACCUGAUCUAUGCUGUGUUAGUCGUUUCCGGCCCGAUCCCAGGGAGCCCAAAUACAUUCGCAAACCGCUCGAGCAGCGACAACAAACGGCAGGUGAUUCGAACCAUUUCGUUCCGAACGGAUCAACCGAAGUGGCAGGUGACAGGACACGAUGCGCCUUCUCGAGCGUUGAGGAUGGGCCACGGUGA
This is a messenger RNA of Acaulospora colombiana, 564 nucleotides long. Lineage: Eukaryota; Fungi; Glomeromycota; Glomeromycetes; Diversisporales; Acaulosporaceae. The record is from the annotation of a GenBank genome assembly.